Molecule: messenger RNA, 1892 nt
Organism: Pseudogymnoascus destructans
Lineage: Eukaryota; Fungi; Ascomycota; Leotiomycetes; Thelebolales; Thelebolaceae
Gene: YOS9
Product: protein OS-9
Exons: 2
Coding region: 16-1803 (595 amino acids)
Biological process (GO): endoplasmic reticulum unfolded protein response; retrograde protein transport, ER to cytosol
Cellular component (GO): endoplasmic reticulum lumen
Source: RefSeq, a predicted model, not a curated record
CCAAUAUAUGGCACGAUGCGGCGAGAUUUGGCAGCACUGAUUGCUGCAGUUGGACUGGCAUCAGCUAGUCAAACUGUUUUCAGCAUACACGAUGACAUCGAUGCAUUCCCACAAUACAGCAUAGUCUUCUCCCCAUCCUCCAUCUCGUCCUCCGAAGCAGCAGAUCUCCUCGAACCUCCAAAGCCAUCAAAUGGCGCAGAACCCGCCGCCAUACCUUUCGAAUAUACCCGCCUACUCUUGCACUCCACACCUCACCUCUGCUCAAUCCCGCGCCCGCCCGAAGAGCGCAACCUCACCAGCGAAGCACUCCACAAAGCCUCGCUCGCUCUAGAACUCUCGCGCGCCAACACCCACGGUUGGGAGCUUCUCGCCCCGCUGGGCAAAUCGUGCCUCUACUACACGUCUGGCUGGUGGUCCUACAAGUUCUGCUACAACGACUCUAUCACUCAAUUCCACGCCGCGCCGCCCCAGCCGGGCCGUCCACAAUUCCCACCCGUCCGUGACCCGAGGACGCCACAAUUUGUCCUCGGGCGCGCGAAGAAGAUUGCAGGACAAGAUUCAAAGACGCAUGGGAAGUUCUACGAUGACGGUUCCAGCGAGAAGGCGGGGGGCAGGAGUGAGCUCGAGCUUCGAGGAUCGCAGGAGGAGGAUUCAGAGUACUACGAGGACGACGAGAUAAAGGGUAUCUUGCAGGAUAAUGGGGAUAAUCGCUACCUGGCCCAGAAAAUGAAGAGCGGCACCCUCUGUGACCUCACAAUGCGCCCCCGGGAGAUCGAGAUCCAGUACCACUGCGGCGCCAUAGAAGUUGACCGGGUCGCCUGGAUCAAAGAGGUGACGACGUGUUCGUAUCUGAUGGUAGUGCACACGCCUCGUCUCUGCAAGGAUGUUGCAUUUCAACCACAGACCCAAGCUGAAACGCUGGAGAUAUUGUGUAAGCCGAUCAUCGGCGAGGAGGAGGGCACAACCGAGCCUUCCGCCACCGAUUCCGCGCCGCAAGAGCCUGCCGCCAGCGGUGAAGCAGCGGCGGAGACUAGUGAGAAUGCAGCGGAUAUCCUGAAGAGCCUCGCAAAGGAGAGUGCGAAAGAUAAACCGUUGAUCAUCGGCGGCACGGUAGUAGGAGGCGGAGAGUACUUCCCCGCCUCCGACCCGCCGCUCCUCCAACCACCACCAUUCUGGAACGUGAAUGUGCGAGGCAACACCAAGAAACCCACCAUGAUCGCCAACUCCAACACAAAAGUAACCGCCGGGUCUGACGGCAAGGGCGGAAACGCCGCAGCGAAGGUGCCUCCCGGCGUCCCCGACUCCGCGAAGUUGGCAGCUUCUCUUAAUGCGCGCCUAGAAUCCGACGGGGUGGUGACGAUUGAGAUCCUAGCCCAUGGACUGGGACAAAAUGACGGCUAUCACAUUAUGAACGAUGAGGAUCUGAGGAAACUGGGGAUGUCGACUGGUGUUGUUGAGGGGUUGGCCGAGAAGCUGAGGGCUGCGGCGGGCGAGAAUGUGUGGACGCUUGCGCUGGUGGAGGGGCAGGGGGUGGUGGGAAGGGAGGUGAGGGGGGUGAUUGAUGCGGUGGGGAAGGAGGAUGAGGGGAGGGAGCGGGCGUGGGAGGAUGUAGAGGAGUUGCUGUUUGGGCAGAAGUUGGAGGAUAGGUCGGGGGAGUGGAAAGAGACGGUGGAGAAGGGGAAGGCGGAGAAGAAAACGGGGAAGGAGGAGAAAGGAGAGGGUAAGGCUGAGGGACAGCAGAAGAAUGAUGGGAAGGAUGAGGAGGAGGGUAGUGAGGAGCUAUAUUAUAAAGAUGAGCUGUAGUCCUUCUACUACGCAUAAGGAGACUAAGCCUACGUUUCACAAGGGGAAAUAAGAGUAGGAGUGUACAAAUAUGAUAUCAUGAAUUCCAA